Molecule: messenger RNA, 1104 nt
Organism: Lampris incognitus (smalleye Pacific opah)
Lineage: Eukaryota; Metazoa; Chordata; Actinopteri; Lampriformes; Lampridae
Gene: gpm6aa
Product: glycoprotein M6Aa
Exons: 8
Coding region: 1-1104 (367 amino acids)
Biological process (GO): neuron projection development
Cellular component (GO): filopodium; plasma membrane; axonal growth cone
Source: RefSeq, a predicted model, not a curated record
AUGCCGGUAGACCUACUGACAGACGCCUCCACGGUCACACCAGGUGGUCGCUUCAGCACUAAAAUCAAGCUCAAUGUGCAGAUGGAAGUUCUAGGACUGUUCAUUGACAGGAAACUCCAGUGGACAAGCCAUCUGUCUGACAUCUGCAAACGUGCUGGAGCACUGCGGAAGUUGGCCAACAAGCGUGAUCCCAGAGGCAGAGCCAACGUGUACUCAACACAGGUCAGGAGCAUCAUGGAGUCCUCCUUCCAUGCCUGGAUGAAUGCCUCACAAACCACUCUUACGCAGCUAGAUACACCCAAAAGAUGCUUGGAGUGCUGCAUCAAAUGCCUGGGUGGGAUUCCGUACCCGUCUCUCAUCGCCACCAUCUUGCUGUACGCGGGCGUGGCGUUGUUCUGCGGGUGUGGUCAUCAGGCGUUGUCCGGCACCGUCACCAUCCUGCAGAACUACUUCGAGGUGGUUCGGAGCCCUGUGGACUCACUGGACGUCUUCACCAUGAUCGACAUCAUUAAGUAUGUGAUCUACGGUAUCGCCUCGGCAUUUUUUGUGUACGGCAUCCUGCUGAUGGUGGAGGGCUUCUUCACCAGCGGAGCCAUCAAAGAUCUGUACGGAGACUUCAAGAUCACCACCUGCGGACGCUGUGUCAGUGCCUGGUUCAUCAUGCUGACGUACAUCUUCAUGCUGGCCUGGCUGGGAGUCACGGCGUUCACCUCGCUGCCCGUCUUCAUGUACUUCAACAUCUGGACCAUCUGCCAAAACGCCACCGUGCUGGAGGGCGCCACCCUCUGCCUGGACCCGCGCCAGUACGGUAUUGUGCCAAUUGCCGAGGCAAAAACAGUUUGUGCAGGAUCAGAGAAGUUUUACAAGAUGUGUGAAUCAACUGAGCUGGACAUGACCUUUCACCUGUUCAUCUGCGCCCUGGCCGGGGCCGGAGCUGCCGUCAUUGCAAUGAUCCACUACCUGAUGGUUCUGUCGGCUAACUGGGCCUAUGUGAAGGAUGCCUGCCGGAUGCAGAAGUACGAAGACAUCAAGUCAAAGGAGGAACAGGAGCUCCAUGACAUUCACUCUACCCGCUCCAAAGAGCGUCUCAACGCCUAUACAUAA